UCACAUUUGUCACUUGAUCUUUGAACUGCCUCGCCUGACUGUUUGCAUUUUGCGCGUGAUAGAAGAGGUGUUAUCGAUUUUCUUGUUUUCAAGCUCUUUAUUAAGCUUGCUUUCGUUAGAAGAUGGCAGACGGAAUUCCAAAUACUGAAAGGGUGGAGAAAGUUGGCGACUUAACCAUUUAUGUCGUGGGCGAAGAUUCCAAAGAUAAAAAAGACGAGAAGGAAAACAUCAAGAGAAAGGAGGUUAUGAUAACAUUUCAUGAUGUCGGAAUGAACCAUAAAACAUGCUUUGAAAGGUUCUUCCAACAUGAAGAUAUUGUCCACCUAUUGGAUCGCUUUGUUAUUUACCAUGUGGAUGCCCCAGGACAGGAAAGUAAAGCAGAAAACUUGGCAUCGGAUUAUCAGUACCCAUCCAUAACAAAACUAGCAGAGAUGGUUGGUAAUGUGAUUGACCACUUCAACUUGAGUGAUGUAGUUUGUUUUGGAGUUGGAGCUGGAGCAAAUGUUCUCACAGAAUUGGCAGUAUCAAAAUGGGGAGAGAAAAUUGCAGGAUUAGUUGUGGUUGAACCAGGCAUUUCCACAGCAAGCUUCAAAGAAUGGGGAGCAGGAAAGAUCAAAGCGCACCAACUCGACAAGAAAGGAUUUACAGAGGAUACUAUAAAAUACCUCAUGUGGCACCAUUUUGAAAGGAACUCUGGGAAGCCAAAAGUGGAGUUGGAAGAUCAAUUUAUGAAGGAUGUCAAAGAGCACAUGAAUCCACAUAAUGUGGCAGCAUUCAUUAAGGCCUACAAUAGCCGCAGUGAUCUAAUGAAGGACAUGAAGGGUCACAAACUUGAUGCAAAGACAGGAGUCCUAGUGGUGACUGGUGAACAUUCUCCCCAUCGCAAGAAUACGGAGGAUAAAUUUUAUUAUGGUGAUGUACUGAAGCAGACAGAUGUGAAAAUCAAGAGUCUUCUCACCCCUGACUGUGGAGCUAGUGUCCUGGAAGAAAAGCCUGAGAAGAUGUCAGAAGGGCUGCUGCUGUUUAUCCAAGGACUUGGAUUGGUACCAACACUGCGUACACGUUCAAUGUCUCGAACCAGUUCAACAUCAUCUACUGGAUCUAGGACCCAGUCCAUGAGUGAGGAUUAAGUCCAAACGUAAACGUCCAUUUGAUGACUAUUUUGGUCGCUUUCCAGGAUAUACAUUUGUGCGUGAUGGAAUGUAAAGAUGGAUUUAAGCACGUCUACAAUGACUUUCUUUUAACCAAGGAUGUAUAAUGUGGAUGAAAAGUAAUACUAGUGACGUGGAUUGGCAUUCGAUGAGAUGAUUUGUAAAGAUAAUGCCUCAGCUCUGAAAACUGAAUUAAACUUGGUUAAAUAAAAGGAAGUAUUCUUAGUUGCUUUUUACUCUUUCAUAGCUAGUUAGUCUUUAUUCAGCAGGAAAAUGUAAGAGUGAGAAGUAGAUUCAUGGUUGUCAUUGUCAAGGAUAAUUUCUGUUUAAUGUAGACAUUUCACAGCGACAUCAACAAUAAAAUUUGUCAUUAUUCCCUCUU
Messenger RNA from Stylophora pistillata, 1533 nucleotides. RefSeq names its product protein NDRG1. Lineage: Eukaryota; Metazoa; Cnidaria; Anthozoa; Scleractinia; Pocilloporidae. The record is from RefSeq and is a predicted model, not a curated record.